GCCUGCGCGUGCACAACUAAGAUGGCGGACUGUCAAGAGAGCGAGGUGGUGUUUACAAUCGUCACUUGCCGAAAUUAAUCGCGAAAACUGGCGUUACGAUACAAUUACGUGCGCGAUGUGGCGCGAGCUUUGGUCGCGCGUCCUUUUGACGUGCGCAAUUGGCGUUUGUUCGGUUCUCGGUGAUUUCGGGCUCAAGUACAGCAAGUACGAGUCGACGCGCGCGGCGUUUGACAAUGCGACGCACGCAACAGUGGGUGGCCUCACGUGGAUGCUGAUCGUCGUCCUUUCGCAAAAGCCGAUCGCGCGCAAUCUGAAUAGUAUAUUUUCUUGCUUCGUACUAGCGUCUUUUAUCGAUCUGGAUCACUUUAUCGCGGCACGCAGUUGGCAUAUCCAUGAUGCCACGCAUUUACAAAAACGGCCCUUCCUACAUUGCACCACCAUUCCUAUUUUACUGUGGAUGCUUUUUAUCUCCCUCGCCAACACUUUCCAAUCUCCUCUAUUGGAACGCACUUCCUGGAUAAUACUAGCUGCUUUUUUAAGUCAUCACAUACGAGACGGUACCAGGAGAGGCCUGUGGUUCUGUCCCUUCGGAUCUACCUCUCCUAUUCCUUACUACUUGUACGUGAGUCUCUGUAUGUCCCUUCCUUAUAUAUUACAAUGGCUUAUGAGCCUACACACAUUUGCGCCAAAGAGUAAUAACGAUAUUAUUCUCAUUGAUAUAUGAAACUUUAUUAGCAAGCACAUAUUGAUUAAUGAGUGCCCAUGUUAUCGGAUGUGCCCAUGUGCCUUUUUAAAGAUAUAUGAAAACUAUUAAGUAUUCAAUAAUCAAUUAAAAACAGUGGUAGUCCAAUAUCCAAACUUUUAUAGUUUACAAGCGAUUGAAGAUGAAAAGAAGAAAAACUACAAUAGAAUGAAGCUCUCUACAAAUAGAUAAAAAGUCAUUUUUUAUUAAAUUAAACAAUCAUAGGUAUACUUUAAUUUAAUUUUACGAAAAAAAUUGCAAUCAUGAAUGAUCAUAAUCUAUUUUAUUUGUUUUUAUUUGAAUACAGAUAUUUAAUUAUUUUUUAAUUAUUUUUUUAAAUACGUAUAUUUGUGCACACAAUAAAUAUUUAGAAAAUGUACAAAAAUAGUUACAGUAUAUUUAUAUAGGGGUAAAAUCAUUAUUAUUAUGAUUUGUACAGGAUCGUCUUACAGGAUAUCCUUAUCUAUGGUAUAUAAAUGUAUAUAUAUUUAUAUUAUUUAAUAUUAUUUAAGUUAAUAAUCUGCAUUUGCUCAAUUUAAUACUCGAUAAAAUUAAAUGCAAUUGUGAUGUUUGACAAUGAUGUAAUAUGCAUAACAACGAUGUUACGCUCACUUGAGCGAAAAGGAAAGUCGGAAUAUUUUUCCAAGUUGCGGAUAACAACUCAACUUAACACAUCCGCGUGCGAAUGACAUACACAUUUACAGCUGCAACAUUGUCGCAGCUGUGCGUGGUUUGUGGCCAAGUCCCACGUGCGUUUGUUUUCUAUGCUUGCCCGUUCGAUGCGUCGUACAUUUCUUAUGUGGGACACUGACAGUUGCAUUUAUAUUCUCAAUAUGUACAGGAAUAUAAUUUUAUAAUUAAUAAUAAAUAGCAGGAUUAGCAUUCACGCGUUAAUAAUAGCCGCAAUAAAGUGUGUUUUAUAUGCUGUCA
Messenger RNA from Monomorium pharaonis (pharaoh ant), 1672 nucleotides. RefSeq names its product transmembrane protein 267. The coding region runs from base 116 to 724 and encodes 202 amino acids. NCBI's taxonomy places the organism in Eukaryota, Metazoa, Arthropoda, Insecta, Hymenoptera, Formicidae. The transcript is spliced from 2 exons. The record is from RefSeq and is a predicted model, not a curated record.